GGCAAUAAAAUAGAACAAUACAUUAAAUACAACUUACAAGUUGAAUAUUACUUAUUUAAGCUAUUACUAUUAGUAAAAGUGUAGAACGAAUUCUGUUUGUAUGUAAUUCUUAGUUUUGAUUGAGAGGUUACAGCCAUCUUAUAAUCUUUAUUAACUGUAACUGGUCGAAACAUGUUAUUAAAGAAUGUUAUGUUCAUGUGUCAGUUCUUGGUCUCUUGAAAUUUGACUGUGUGAAUUAAAGCAAUUAUGACUGAUAUUGACAAAUGGUUGAUAUUCAGUACCCUUGCACCUGAAACUGUGUCAAAUGUGAAAUUAGCUUGUGUUUUUGGAAGCUCUGGAAAUGAAGCCAUAAUUGUGACUAAAGAUGAUGAAGUCUUUGCUCUUGGUUCAAACUGUAGUGGAUGUCUUGGUUUGGGAGAUUCACAUGGAAGCCUUGAGCCCAAAAAAGUGGUUUCACUAUGCAAGAAGGGGAUAAAAGACUUUGCAUAUGGAAGUGGGCCACAUGUACUGGCCAUUACUGAAAGUGGUGAACUAUAUAGUUGGGGACAUAAUGGUUAUUGUCAACUAGGAAAUGGAAGUACUAACCAAGGCUUAAACCCUGGCCUCAUCUCUGCAAACCUUAUUGGUCGUAAGGUGGUAGAAGUUGCUUGUGGAAGUCAUCAUUCCAUAGCUCUUACUUCUGAUGGUGAAGUUUAUGCUUGGGGACAAAACAAUUGUGGACAAGUAGGAUCGGGUUCAACAACAAACCAACUUACACCUAGAAAAGUAACUGCGGGAAUUGGUUGUAGAAGAUGUACUGCCAUAGCAUGUGGACAAACAUCUUCAAUGGCUGUUUUGGAUAAUGGAGAGGUGUAUGGCUGGGGCUACAAUGGAAAUGGUCAGUUGGGACUGGGUAACAAUGUCAACCAAUCAAAUCCAUGUCGGGUAACACACCUGCAAGGAGUAAUCAUACAGAAGAUAGCUUGUGGAUAUGCACACACUUUAGCAUUGUCAGAUGAAGGUGUAUUAUAUGCCUGGGGAGCCAAUUCUUAUGGUCAAUUAGGCACUGGGAACAAGGCUAAUCAAGUAACACCAGUCAGAAUUGCUGCUGAAAUUGGCAGGGUUGUGGACAUCAGUGCAUCACACUACAACCAUAUUUCAGCUGUCAUGACUCAGACAUCUAAGUUAUAUAUGUGGGGACAGUGUCGGGGACAGUCUGUGACACUCCCUGAAGAGUCACCUUUCCACACCCUACAUGAUGUUUUUGCUUGUUUUGCCUCUCCUGCUGUCACCAGUAGACCCAUGGAACUAGAUGUUUGUAUGGUAAAUAGAGUAGGAGAUAGUCUUCGACAAGCAUUUGAUGACCUUAGUACGAGUGAUUUGAAAAUUUCUAUAGAAGGGAGAGUUGUGCAUGUUCAUAAGGCUAUUCUAAAAAUUAGAACAAUAGAAAUUACACAGUUUUCAUAUCCUGUUUAUCAAGCAUUUUUGAGGUAUCUUUAUACUGAUGAAGUGGAGUUACCUCCAGAAGAUGCUAUUGGUUUGCUUGACUUAGCUAACUCUUAUUGUGAGUUGCAACUAAAGCGUCACUGUGAGCGAAUCAUCAAACAUGGCAUCACUAUAGAUAAUGUAGCCAUGUUGUAUGCUGCUGCAAUUAAAUAUGAAGCAAAGGAACUGGAAGAUUUCUGUUUUCGUUUUGCUUUGAACCACCUGACAGCUGUGGCUCAGACAGAAGCUUUCAAUAAGCUUGAUGAAUUGACUAUAAAAAACUUUAUCUUCAAGGCUGCUCAACAAGGGGCCUUUAAAUACUGAUGUAUUUGUAUGAAGGUGGUAUUUUUGCCACAUGUUGAUUGUUAACAUUGUCUUCUUUCCAUAAAGUGUUAUGAUAAUGGUGGUUUGAUUGGUGGGUCUCAUCUCAACAUUGUUAUUACGAUUGGAUCUGUUUUCUUGAUAAUAAGAACUUGGUUAUUAAACAUCCCAUCUUAAUGAUGAUUAUUGAACUGAAUUGAAUGUGACUACUGUGGUCUAGAGGAAGGAGAAGCUAGUAGACUGUUUUAUUAUACACUUAAAGUUUGUUAUUGGACUCUUCAAUAAGUAAGUGAGACAAGUUUGUAGACUGAAAGAUUUGACAUAUGAACUUCAUCUAUAUAUAGCCUCUAUUGCUAUGUUAUAAGUAUUUAUGUAGACAAUAUAGUUCUAAGGCAAUCUCAGAGAACAGCUAAUAGUAUAGUUUGUAAAAACAAUAUAAAAGCGUUUGAUUAAAUUAGUUGCUUCUUGUUUUAUUUUUGGAAUACAGUAUAAGUAUAUCAUAUAAAAAUUAAUAAUUAACCACAGUAAUUCCAAAGUAAGCUAUACAAGGAAAGCAAUCUUCAUUCUUCUUGCAAGAGAAAAAUUAAUUUUUAUAACACAAGUUACAAAAGAUGUAACUAAAGUGGAUUGUUGACCUUAGAGCAGAGGUGGGCCAACUCAUGCUGAAAGUGACAUGUGAAGCAAAAUUUGCAACAUGCUUGUCACUUAGAAAAUAUUUCAUGUUGUGGUGCAAAACAUAAUAAUGUUUGGAAUGUCUGUAUAUGCAUGUAAUUUUAUUAAAGUUGUAUUAAUAAUUAUUUCAUUUAAUUUGUAAUGUCUUUUGAUUUGACUGCUUGAACCCCACCUCCUCUUUGUUUCUAUUGACUGGGUUGUGUGUAUUGGUUCAGUGGCAUCUUACUUAGAUCUCAGAACCUAAAAAUUGGCACAAUUGCUAAAAGGAUAUCCACUUCUCAGUUAGUAAUUUGUCAUUUGCAUUUAAAUGAUUUAAAAUUUGUCAAAAAAGAAAGGGUUAAAAUUUUAAGCCUAAAUAUAUAGUUGAAAAUUAGAAGAAUAUACUAUCUUACUUAAUAUUAUCUAUGUAUUCUGAUUUGCAUUUUUAUUUAAUUUUUAUUCACUUUAAUUUUGAAUUAACAUAUGGUUGAGUUGUGAUUCUGAUAAAAUGAAACUUGUUUUUUUUGUAUGUACUUAGAGUGUACAAAUGAAAUUUUGUAUUGUAAAAACAGGAAAAUAUAAACUAAUGAUAUAUGUAUAAAUAAGAAUAUAUUGUGUGUAUUGUAAGUUGAGCCAAAGCUGCAUAUAUUGUAGUAUCUCUGAAAUGUAUCAACAGCAAAUGAGUCUGAACCAGAAGUGAUAUUAAAAACAUGGAAUGUUUUAAAUAAAGGAAAUAAAGAAGACAGUAAAAACUGGG
Molecule: messenger RNA, 3193 nt
Organism: Limulus polyphemus (Atlantic horseshoe crab)
Lineage: Eukaryota; Metazoa; Arthropoda; Merostomata; Xiphosura; Limulidae
Product: RCC1 and BTB domain-containing protein 1-like
Exons: 13
Coding region: 247-1788 (513 amino acids)
Molecular function (GO): protein binding
Source: RefSeq, a predicted model, not a curated record